GGGUGUCCGGCGCAGGGGGCGGCGCCCUCCGCGGCUCCGUGACUGCGCCUCUGCGCCCCCGGCUCGUCGCGGCUCCCGGGAUGCGCGGAGGCAGCGAUGGCGAUGGUACCUGGAGCUCUGGCUCAUCCCCGGCGGCGCGCAGAACUGGGGUCCGGGUUGCGAGAUGGAGGAGGAGGGGCGCAACUGCAGCCACCCGGCAGGAUUUGCCUUUUUGUGUGCAGGCCUUUCUGCCUCGGGUCUCUUUUGUCAUGUUUCGCUCACCUGUGAGUCUGAGGCCCUGACUCCCUUCCCACAGAAGGAAGAGACCUUUCGCUCUGAAGAUGAACUCAACAGACCACCUCCAGGAUGCUCCCAACACCACCUUGCUCCCCGAGCCUCACUUCCCGGGGGGGAACCAUACGGCUCUCCAGGCGGACCCCCAUGGUCUCACCCACACGGCCACUUUGGUAACCUGUACUUUUCUACUCGCAGUCAUCUUCUGCUUGGGCUCUUAUGGCAACUUCAUUGUCUUCUUGUCCUUCUUUGAUCCAGCCUUCAGGAAAUUCAGAACCAACUUUGAUUUCAUGAUCCUGAACCUGUCCUUCUGCGACCUCUUCAUCUGUGGAGUGACGGCCCCCAUGUUCACCUUUGUGUUAUUCUUCAGCUCAGUCGGGAGCAUCCCGGAUGCUUUCUGCUUCACCUUCCACCUCACCAGUUCUGGCUUCAUCCUCAUGUCCCUGAAGACAGUGGCAGUGAUCGCCCUGCACCGGCUCCGCAUGGUGCUGGGGAAGCAGCCGAACCACUUGGCCUCCUUUCCCUGCACCUUGCUCCUCACGGUGCUUCUCUGGGCCACCAGUUUCACCCUCGCCACCUUGGCCACCCUGAAAACCAGCAAGUCCCACCUCUGCCUUCCCAUGUCUAGUCUGGUUGCUGGAGAAGGGAAAGCCGUUCUGUCUCUCUACGUGGUCGACUUCACCUUUUGCGUUGCCGUGGUGUCUGUCUCGUACAUCAUGAUUGCUCAGACCCUGUGGAAAAAUGCCCAAGUCAGAAAGUGCCCCCCUGUAAUCACAGUUGAUGCUUCCAGGCCACAGCCUUUUGUGGGGGCGCCUGUGAAGGGAGGUGGAGAUCCUGCCCACUGCACCAUGCCAGCCCUCUACAGGAACCAGAACUACAACAAACUGCAGCACAUGCAGACCCAUGGAUACACCAAGAGCCCUAAUCUGCUGCCAACCCCUGCAGCCAGCCGACUCCAGCUGGUCUCAGCUGUCAAUCUCUCCACGGCUAAGGAUUCCAAAGCGGUGGUCACCUGCGUGAUCAUCGUGCUGUCUGUCCUGGUGUGCUGCCUUCCACUGGGGAUUUCCUUGGUGCAGGUGGUUCUGUCCAGAAGUGGGAGCUUUGUCCUAUACCAGUUUGAACUGUUGGGAUUCACCCUUAUAUUUUUCAAGUCAGGAUUAAACCCUUUUAUAUAUUCUCGGAACAGUGCGGGGCUGAGAAGGAAAGUGCUCUGGUGCCUCCAGUACGUAGGCCUGGGUUUUUUCUGCUGCAAACAGAAGACUCGUCUUCGAGCCAUGGGCAAAGGGAACCUCGAAGUCAACAGAAACAAAUCCUCCCAUCAUGAAACAAACUCUGCCUACAUGUUGUCUCCAAAGCCCCAGAAGAAAUUUGUGGACCAGGCUUGUGGCCCAAGUCAGUCGAAGGAAAGUGUGGUCAGUCCCAAGCUCUCGGCUGGACAGCAACACUACGGUCAGAGCAGCUCAACGCCGGUCAACACUCGGAUUGAGCCAUACUACAGUGUCUACAACAGCAGCCCAUCCCAGGAAGAGAGCGUCCCGUGUCGCUCACAGCCGCUAAACUCCUUUGGGUUUGCCAGCUCUUAUAUUGCCAUGCAUUAUCACACCACCAACGACUUAAUGCAAGAAUAUGACAGCACUUCGGCCAGGCAGAUUCCGGUCCCCUCCGUUUAGAGUCACAGAGACCAGAGGAUCUUGUGUAAACUUUUUUUUGUUUCUGAUACUAAUUGAUUUUUUUUUUCACUUUUGUGAGGCCGGUAGUGGAACAAAACAAAGAUUCAACUAAACGGUUGGCAGUGAUGAUUUUCUUUGGUCUGAAGUACUAGCAUCUAUUGGUUUGCUCUGUGCUUUCUUGACAUUUAAAGAUUUAAUGUAAAAGUUUAUUAUUUAGAUUUUUACCCUGACCUGUGUUCCAAACUUUUAUACUAAACUUUCACAUAGAUGCUCUGCAUCCGUUUAAAGGGAUGACUCAUGCUACUCUGUUAAAGUGGAAGGUGAACUGAUGGUGAUCGUCUGACUGAGUGUUAUAGUCCUUCGAAGUACAUGUGAGCUGGGUAGUUUAAAGAAUGUAAAGGUAUGAUCUUUGCUGAGAUGUUAUUUUUAUUAAUUGAAUUAUGAACUUUGAUUCUUUGAAGUAUUGAAAUGGGGAAAUAUACAUUUUUUGGUAGCAGACUUAUUUGAAUAAAUAAUAUAUUGUUAAAGCAGAAAAUCAGAAAUAUAUUAUCUGUAAUGAUCUUUACCAAAAAUACACAGGUAUUAGGCACUUUCAUAAGGCAGUCCACCAAGAAUAUAGUAUUAUGAUUUUUAUUAUUUCUUACUAUAGACAUUGUUCUGUGUCAGUGGAGUAGCUAUAUAGUUCUUUUAAAAAGAAAGAUGUGGAGAAGCGGGAGGAGACUGCACCAUGGCUCCGGGGCCCUGGUUCUCCACAUACGAUUCUACUUGCCAAAUCACACACAAGAGGUUGCUGAGAAAAUUCAACAAUGAAACCAGUAAGAAAGAAAUGGUGGAAAUACAACCAGGGUCCAGCCUGAUGACGGGAGGGGCCAAGCAAGGCGUCCCAAACCCUUGGCCCUUUGAGGAGCUGGAGGAGACCAGAGGCUUGGGUUUUGAUGAAACCCGGCAAUGGCAGCAGAAAAAUCAUCCAGGGACAGGACACAGGCCUUGAUGCCCUUUCUUCUGUCAUCAGUCUCCAGAAGCAAAUGGGGCGAGAGAUUGGGAAUGAGCUGGUUGAACCAAAUGAGAUGUUUGAUGACCUCGCCAACCUGGUGGAGACAACAGGCGAGAAGCUUUGCACUGACACCAGGUGUGUGAACUUGGUGGACAGAAAGUCAGCACCUUGCAGGAUGAGAAUGGUGAUUUUGCUGCUGCUCGCGGCUGUCGUCGGUCUGCUUGCGGUCUGGCCUGCCACAUGGUGGCAAUAAAGAGACCAGCAGCUGUGACCCGCCGGUGAGGGAGGAAAGCUUAGCACCCAUGCGAUACAUGAAAGCUGCUCUCAAUAAAUUCCCUCAAAGCUCUGGAAGAAAAGAAAAAAAAGAAAAAGAUGUUUUUCCGUGAUAAGCGUGAAUUAUUCUAUUUCGAAUGGUCUUACCCAGGAGUCCUAGUGAAGAAGACCGCACCCAUGGGAGAGGUGUGCUGUUUUGAGGGGAGGCGGUGCUGCAAGGGUCCACCUCAGCCGCGUGCUGUUGUGUGGAAAGCAGCCCGGCUGCUGCAUGUUGGACGAUCUUUAUUUCCCAAGAAGGGAUAAGGAUGAGAAUGGGAAUGUUUUGAUUCAUACUUUCCUUCUGUGUGAGAAUGGCUUGUUAACAACCUGACAAAAAGUUUCUGAGUAACUAUUCAGAAAUAUUUUUUGUCUUACCUAUUGUGGUGGAAAAAUUCUUAAGAUGUAUUUUUAAACGAAUUGUGUUAGUUCCCUCGCAUCAAUCUUAAACUGGAGAUGGGCAAUAAGGAAAAAUGGAUUAAGUAUUUCUACACCUAAAACUAAUUUUAUUAUAUACAGUACUCUGUGAUUUCUAGCAUAACAACUGUAAAUUCAUAUUUUUAUGUCAAAAUAUUUUCAUUCUACAGUUAGCAUUUGAACUUGUUACAGUUUUGGAACAAUAACUGCUAGACACAAGAUGAGCAUCAAGAAACAAAAUCUAUCUUUAUAAACUGUUGUAUUCAAGAACCGUCAUUGCAGAUUGGAAGGCAUUUUAUUCCUGCGGAUGAGUGAUCAUCAAUUCACAGCACCCCCCCCCCCCUCGCCCCCGGGCUGUUCCGAAGCACAGAGGCUCAGGAGAUGCUGGGCUGGAGCUCUGCUCAGCCUCCUUGCACGGCUCUUACCUUUCGGUGCCAGCCGGGCACUCUUGUUUCUGAGACUGGUAUGAGAUGUGGGUUUGAUUUUUUUUUUUUAAUUCACCUUUUAGGGCUCCUUCCUUCCUGUCUUUCCCUUCUUCCUUUAUUUUUGCUAUUCAAUUUUACAAUAAAAGAGAAAAUAUCCACUCUUUUUUUUUUGUAAUUGAGUGCUAUUUUUGGAAGUCACUAUGACCUGUUUCCAUUGUGCUUUUAUUUUUACUAUAACACUGUUUUAUUAAUGCUCUCAUGAGAUAGGUUAGUAUAUUAUCUCUUUUUUUUAACAAAGAAGUAUGAUAUCUAGUAUCUUCUCCCAAGAGCAUUUGAAGAAUUGUGGCAAUUUAGAAAUCAGACUUUGUCAAAAUCAGAGCCUAGUAUUUAUUCCAAUAAGCCAGACAGCUUCAUAAUUAAUAUUAAGAAGAUAUUUCACACUUUUAAAGGUAGUAUUCCUUUUUGGGCCAGGCAUUUCAAAUGUGAUUCAAUAGAAGAUUAAAAAUAAUAAUUUCUACUUAUAAAAUUAAAGAUGACAGUUUUUCCUUUGUGACCUUUGAGAUGACUCAUUUUGGGGAGGUACAGAUUGUAGUGUAAAGAAAACUAAGCAUGUGCAUAGGAGACCUCUUUGUGCUCAUCAAUGAAUUGUUGAUUUAAUUUGCAUGAAGUACAUGUGGGCUAGGUUCUUAGCCCUCCUCCACAUCUGCAUCUGCAGACACAGAUCUACAGACACAACUUCUCUCUUCAUAAGGGCUAAAAUGAGAACUGAAAGCAAUGAGAAUUCAGUGGAGUAUGACUAAUUAUCAGGGUAUAUUAACCAGUUCUCUUCAUGCUUUACUGUGAUGCAAAUCAUGUGUGUAUUUCAAGCAUUUUAUAAUUGUUCUGAUGUUAACCAUUAGGCCAGAUUUGUAUUUCUGAUGCUUUUAAUGUUCUUUUAAAAUAAUGUUUGGAAAAUAAAAAUAUUGAAAAUUCUAACAUUUCUGAA
Molecule: messenger RNA, 5073 nt
Organism: Phyllostomus discolor (pale spear-nosed bat)
Lineage: Eukaryota; Metazoa; Chordata; Mammalia; Chiroptera; Phyllostomidae
Gene: GPR75
Product: G protein-coupled receptor 75
Exons: 2
Coding region: 321-1943 (540 amino acids)
Biological process (GO): G protein-coupled receptor signaling pathway
Cellular component (GO): membrane
Molecular function (GO): C-C chemokine receptor activity
Source: RefSeq, a predicted model, not a curated record